Messenger RNA from Sardina pilchardus (European sardine), 5290 nucleotides. RefSeq names its product solute carrier family 5 member 3b (gene slc5a3b). Gene Ontology annotation, biological process: inositol metabolic process; myo-inositol transport; transmembrane transport. Gene Ontology annotation, cellular component: plasma membrane. The record is from RefSeq and is a predicted model, not a curated record. Gene Ontology annotation, molecular function: D-glucose:sodium symporter activity. The coding region runs from base 529 to 2679 and encodes 716 amino acids. The transcript is spliced from 2 exons. Lineage: Eukaryota; Metazoa; Chordata; Actinopteri; Clupeiformes; Clupeidae.
UGUGUCGGUGAAGAAUACAAAGUUUGCUCAAGCGAGCUACUGUUUAAGUGACCGAUAUAGGCUACUAGCUGUUACCCUACUUAAUUGGACAUCGCGAACCAAACCUCGAGAUCGGAAAGGGACUUCGGAUUGCGAUUCAUUCAUACUGAGUGGAUGUCUGCUAGCUAGGCUGCUUGUCAUAGUGACUUUUGGAUAAAUUAGCCUAUUGCAUGCGUUCAGAUGGAAUGUAAGCUCUAGCCAUUACUAGACCAGAGACCAGAAGCAUCCUACCCCAAAUAAAUCCCCUGUGCAUUCAUCUCAGUACCGGUGGAUUACCUUAUCUUAAAACUCAUAGAAAUUGACCAGAUGGUGGAUUCUUCAGUUUCCCUUCCAGACAGACAGCAAACCAAAGGAUAAAGCAUUUUAACGAAAGCAGAUGCUGCAUAGGAUUUUUUUUUAUUCCAUUAAACCACAUCUUUAACCCGUAGGUACUUUAAAAAAAAAAAAAGGAAUUUCUUGUUAAAUCGGGAGUAGACUGUCGUCUGAAACAUGGCUCCGACUAUGAUGGAAGCUGCUGAUAUUGCUGUUGUGGCACUAUACUUUGUCUUGGUUCUCGCGAUUGGCUUCUUCGCCGUGUGGAAAACCAAUCGGAGCACGGUGAGCGGAUACUUUCUUGCUGGCCGGUCCAUGAACUGGGUAGUGAUCGGAGCGUCACUUUUUGUCAGCAACAUCGGCAGUGAGCACUUCAUCGGCCUGGCGGGAUCUGGAGCGGCCAGCGGCUUUGCUGUUGGUGCUUGGGAGUUCAACUCGCUGCUCCUUCUGCAACUCCUCGGUUGGGUCUUCAUCCCUGUGUACAUCCACUGCGGGGUCUACACGAUGCCGGAGUACCUCUCCAAGCGCUACGGUGGGCGGAGGCUGAAGGUGUACUUCGCAGCCCUCUCCAUCAUGCUCUACGUCUUCACCAAGCUGUCUGUGGACUUGUAUGCUGGUGCUCUGUUUAUACAGGAGUCCCUCGGCUGGAAUCUGUACUUGUCAAUCAUCCUUCUCAUCAGCAUGACUGCCCUGUUGACCGUUACUGGCGGCCUGGUCGCUGUGAUUUACACCGACACCCUUCAGGCUGUGCUCAUGAUUGGUGGCGCCCUGACUCUGACCAUUAUUAGCAUGGUGAAGGUUGGUGGCUUGGAGGGAUUACGGGAAAAGUACAUGCAGGCUGUUCCCAAUGUCACAGCCAUACAGGCAGUCAGCAACUUCACCUAUACCAACUCGUGCCGCAUCCAUCCAAAGCCAGACUCCCUGAGGAUCUUGCGUGGGCCUCUUGAUGAGGACAUUCCCUGGCCUGGUUUCCUUUUAGGCCAGACCCCAGCCUCAAUCUGGUACUGGUGUGCCGAUCAAGUCAUCGUCCAGAGAGUGCUUGCCGCGAAGAACAUCGCCCAUGCUAAGGGUUCCACACUCAUGGCAGGAUUCUUGAAAGUCCUCCCAAUGUUCAUUAUAGUCAUUCCAGGGAUGAUCUCCCGCACGCUGUUUGCCGACGAGCUCGUGUGCAUUAGCCCGGAACACUGCAUGCAGGUGUGCGGCAGUCAGGCAGGCUGCUCUAACAUCGCUUACCCACGCCUGGUGAUGAGCGUGAUGCCGGUCGGUCUGCGCGGUUUGAUGAUGGCGGUUAUGAUCGCCGCUCUCAUGAGUGACCUGGACUCCAUCUUCAACAGUGCAAGCACCAUCUUCACCCUGGACAUCUACAAGAUGGUCCGCAAGUGUGCCUCCUCCCGGGAGCUGUUGAUCGUUGGCCGCAUCUUUGUGAUCGUCAUGGUGGUAAUCAGCAUCGCUUGGGUGCCAGUCAUCAUCGAGAUGCAAGGAGGCCAGAUGUACCUUUACAUCCAGGAGAUUGCUGGGUACCUUACUCCACCAGUAGCUGCCCUGUUCAUGCUUGGCGUCUUCUGGAAACGGUGCAACGAGACGGGCGCCUUCUGGGGCGGCAUGACUGGCUUCACCCUGGGAACCCUGCGGUUGAUCCUUGGAUUCAUCUACCGCGAGCCCCGCUGUGACCAGCCCGAUGACCGCCCCUUUUUCAUCACCCACAUUCACUACAUGUAUGUGGCAGCCAGUCUCUUCUGGCUCUCCGGAGGGGUUGCUGUAGUGGUCAGUCUCUGCACUCCUCCCCCCUCAAAGGACAAGGUCUACAACACCACUUUUUGGGGGCUUCCCAAAGUCGAGGGACUUCCUGUCAGAGACUGCGAGGAGCUCCGCGAACUUGAAAAACAUCCCAUCCACUGCAGCGGCAACGGCACUCUCCACAAGCAGGUGCCCACUGACAUCCAGAAAGAGAAGAUCCUGGACGGUGCUGAAAUCAAUCUCCUCAUCUCAGCCGGAGACAACAAGCACAUGAUCCCAAACAGCGACCUGCCCACACGAAUGGAGGGCUUCGGGAAUGGCCACACUGAUCUUGCGGACAGAGAGGAGGAUGGAAGUAUUCCGAACAGCAGCAGCGAUGGACAGCACCAAUUAUGCACGCGUCUGUUCAACUGGAUCUGCGGUCAUGACGACCAGGAGCCCAUAACCCAAGCCAAGUUACCAGAGGAAGACCAAGAACAAGUCAUCAUGGAGAUGCUUUAUGAACCUCCCAAAACCAAGCUGGUGCUGAACAUUGGCCUUGUUUUGGUGUGCUCCUUGGGAAUUUUUAUGUUUGUGUAUUUCUCCCUAUAGUCAUGCUGCAGCUCUUGGGGACAUGCAAAAUUACAUUUUGAACAGUGGCACUUGUAAUGUCCUAAGUUCUGUAAAAGCUAUCUUGAGUCUGUAAUAUUUACAGUGUGAUGUUUAGCUUUCCUGGAGAGACCUGGAAAGAAAGGUAGAAAAGAUACUGAAUCCUAGAAAUUCUUGAAUUCUUUCUGUAGAUGUAUAAAAUAUCUGAAUUACUAUCUCAAAAUGCUCUACCUAAAAUUUUCACUUUUUAUGCCGAGGGACAUAAUUACUGGACAACAAAGUAACACAUGUACCAAUUGUUUCUAGCAAGUGAUGUGGUGAUAUUUGCCUUAUUUAUUGAUCAUUCUUCUAUUUCUUCAUGUAAAAAAGCUAUACUGUAUAUUUGUCUCUGCAUUCAGUGAAGUGACUAUUUAUGACUUUGUUUUGGGACCAUUGACAUCAUUCGAUAAUGUCAUUCUAUGUUGUAUUGCCCUUUUGUGUUGUAUUUUUGAGUCAAGUAUCGAGUAGUGUCUGUAGCCUGUCUUGAACAGCAUUUUGUGCUGUUUUGAGGUCAUGGCUUUGUAGCGGUGGUAAAUUAGUGAUGUUCACAAGGCUUGUUCCUAUAUCCACCUGUUUGUUCGGCCCAUUUGAAUGGCCCGUAGCAUUACGUCUGAUUUUGUCUACUGAGUCAUGAACUGUGCUUUUGUACUCUAUUAAGCACUUUCUACGCCUGGCCUUCAAUGAUAUAUUUUUGUAACAUUUUCCUUUUUGUUGUUAUUCAAAGUUAUGAAACCACCAAAAAGCCUUUUACUAAAGCAGAUGAGAACAUUCACAAUUGAAAAACUUAAGGUCUCUUGUUUAGAACUAAGGAAGACAGGUGGUUCGAGAGCAAAUCUGUCUUGGUCCUCAGCCAUUGGGCGUGUUCCACUUCCAGUGUAAUAUAACCAGUAACUCAUAUGGGUCUGUAAAAAUGCUUUAGAUAUUGCUUUAUUAGCAUUUAGCUAUUAGCUUGUUGAGAUUCUGUAUUCAUUUUCCUCACAAAGCUGCAAUGUGUUGAACAUAAUGGGAGUUUUCCCAUUGAUGGAAUUUGUAUGGUCACCAUUUCCUGUUAACUGUUAAAAGUGUUGCCUUUGAAAGCACAGCCAUGCUUACAACAGAAACAACAAAAUAAUGAAGUACUUUGAAAUCAUUUCAUGAAUAACUAUGAUACAAAAAAAGAAAAACCUGACAUAUACUGUACUUCUAUAUAUAUAUAUAUCCCAAUAUGUAACAUCAGUCAAUGGGAUGUCUUGUCAUUGCUGUGCAAAAUUAUAUUUAGUUCUUCUAGCGGAAGAAUCCAAAAAGUGGUAUUGAAACCUGGGCAGGGUUGUUUUUGCCUCUGCUUUUUCACAUGUACUGUUGAGAAGAAAUGCAAGAAUAUAAGGUCGGCGAUCGUUAGAUGUAUAUGAGUAUGGAUACUUUUUUGUUUGUUUGUUUGACGAUAUUUAAUUGAAAAGUGCUGUUCAUUGAUGUGGUGAAAUUGUUUAUCCUUGUUAUUUUGCAUUUCAUUCGAAUAGAUUAUUGAAAGUACACAACGCACACAAUUCACAUCCCACCUCUGAAAUCAAAGUUGUUAUGGUCCUCUCUUCCUCCCUGUCACUACAUUUGGGCAUUUCGUGAAAUCUAAGGAACUAUCCCAAUCAACUUUGAAUGUUGGUCCACCACAAUUAUACGAGUGCAUUUCAGAAAGUGGCAAGGUCUGUGUAUUUAUUCUGUCUGUUGGUACAUAGUCUCUAAAAAGGCAGAUGACAGAAAAAAAUAUAAAAUGCAAUAAAAAAAAGUGUGAAAAUUAACAUUUUCUCAAUCUUGUCUUUCUUUUAAAAAAAAUGAUGAAUUGAUUGACAUGAAAACGCAAUCCUGGCCCAAAUGAAUUGGCUUUUUUACCUCUGUAGUGGAUCUCAAAUCUGUAUCUCAAAGGCACAAAUCAGUGGCAAUGUAAUUAUGACAUUUAGUAGGGCACGCGCCAUGCUGAUUUAUUGUUAACAGUUAAAUGACCUGCACAGUUUUGAGUAAAGAUGGAGUAAAGUUAAAUUGAAGGUUUACAGUACAUGACAAUUCCAGCUUUGUUUUCUUGGUGUUUUUUACUUUGUCCUUGUGUUUCUUUUAAUUAUUUUUACAUUUCAUUUUUAGCACUCUGUGAUUGAUUUAGUUAUUUUACUUUGUGUUAAAUUUACAGUGAACUUUGUCUUUAGGUGUGGUUGAAUUUGCAAUGUCAUUAAUUGUCCCAAAGUUUAUUUGUGACUUCAGGAGUUUUACAGUUCACUGUCAAUUGUAAAUCACAAUGGUGGCGUGACUAACUGAUUUAGAAAUCUGUUUUUGAUUUAACAGUUGCUUUAAAAACAUGUUCAAUCUUUUAGUGGACAGAAUGGAGGGGGGAAGAAUUCAGCAGCUGUUCAGCAAUCAUGAGAUUGUUCAGCAUUUGCCAUUUUAUGGUUAGAGUGUACUAAUUAGGUGUCAUUGUGCAUAAUGGCAUCAUUCAUUGUGUGUGCCGUUUCUGAAUGGCAGUAGCUUUGUUUGGUUCAUUACCCUGAUGGACAAAUACCUGUAAACUUCCUGCUUAUGUUUUUUCAGAAGAUGCCAAUAAACGGAUUUGUUG